UUUUUUUUUAUAUUGGAUAUGGCUUCUACUUCAACAAAUAGUGGAGGAGUUGUUUACACUGAAAGAGUUAGAAACAAGCGUGUUAUUAAACCUUUAAUUUAUGGUAAUUAUGCUGUAAUUUUUCCUCAGAAAAACAGCAAGGGGCAUACACAUAAAUGGACGAUUUUCAUUCGUCCUUAUGAUCGAGAUGAAGAUUUAUCUAUUUAUAUUCGUAAAGUUCAAUUUCGUCUACACGAGUCUUAUCCAAAUAAUGUUCGGAUCGUUGAGAAGGCUCCAUUCGAGUUGUCAGAGACAGGAUGGGGAGAAUUUGAUAUUCAGAUUAAACUUUAUUUUACUGACGUCAACGAAAAACCUGUAACAAUGUUUCACUAUCUUCGAUUACAUCAACCUCUUAUUGAAUUAAAAAAUGGACAAAAAAUGGUAUUGAAAGAACUUUAUGAUGAGAUUAUAUUUAAUGAACCAACAGAGCCAAUGUAUAGAGCUUUGAUGAAACAUUCAAAUCACAAAAAGGAUUCUCGAUACACUGGCGACACCUUUUCAUCACAAUUUUAUGGGUACUUCCGAACUCCAAAAGAUUUUGAAAUUGAACGUCAAGAGUUGCGAAAUAAAUUGGAGGCAGAGAAUCGCCAAAUAAUUGCUGAAAUUGAGGAUAUGAAGAGGACGUUAAAGGAUGGUUGCGAAUUAUUGGAAAGAUAUCGUAAAAUGCUUAAUGAAUCAGAAGAGAAGGGAGGAGAUGCUGUAAAAAAAGAACAAACGGAAAAAGAAAAUUCUUAA
Molecule: messenger RNA, 774 nt
Organism: Meloidogyne enterolobii
Lineage: Eukaryota; Metazoa; Nematoda; Chromadorea; Rhabditida; Meloidogynidae
Source: the annotation of a GenBank genome assembly